Messenger RNA from Paramuricea clavata, 2184 nucleotides. The record is from the annotation of a GenBank genome assembly. Lineage: Eukaryota; Metazoa; Cnidaria; Anthozoa; Malacalcyonacea; Plexauridae.
UGACUGCAUAAUUAUCCGAGUUACAAUCAUAAUCACAUAAAAUUGGUUAAAUUUUCUCAGGGGAGGGGGAAAGUUGAGGUUCCCCUGCUGCCCUCUGUGCUGUCUACAGCCUAGUUAGAUUUGUACUAUGUUUGACUUUAAAAUCUUAUUUGCUAUUAUAUUUAUUAUAAUAAGUGUUGAAAAUGUUAAUCAAGUUUUUUCGCAGAUACAUGUACGCGUAGCGUACCUAUUUUUGGAAUAAUUUCUCAAAAUUUUGCAACAUGCACACAGGGAGUUUUUGCCAGUGGAUUUUGCUUACACCAAUAGUCAUUGUUGUCAGCUCAUGUUUAGCUCUCAAUGAGCAGUCUUUAUAAAGUUCGACUUGUUUACAUUUUUCUAUAACGUCUUCGUUUAUACUUUAUUAAUUCAUGAAUAGAAAGAUCUGAUGUGUUCUUUUUUAACAUCAAGGGAUCUUGGACAGAAAGCAUCAAAAAUCGAUUUAAACAUGUAAGGAAGUAUGAGAGCAAGAAAAGAUCCAUGGUACAAUCUGCUGAUGAUAAUAAACCAAGUACAUGUGCGCCAAAACCUGUUCUGAAGCGCCAGAGAAAAGCAGAUAUCUGGAAUGAAAUACCAAAUUCCGAAAACACCACCGAAGCCAUUCAAAAAGAGCACAUAUCUGAGCUACAUAAAGAAACACAAAAGUCUGCCAACAGUCAAGACAAAAACAAAGUCAAAACUUUAAUGGCAUCAACUUUUCAACUGAGAAGAAAAGAGAUACUUACUACAUUGACCCCUGUCAGCAAAAUUAUGGAAACAUACCCACCUCUUGCCACAAUAAGCGGGGUAAGUUAUUCAAUUUGGCCUCAAUGUUGCAUUAUGGUGCAAACAGUUUUCAGAGCCGAAACUAGAGCGUUAAUUGGGAGGGGGUUGUAUAUUCAUAUAGCUGUGUUCUUCCUGACGAAUUUGUUUUGAAAUCGGUUGUUUUUAAGUUCAUUUCAAAAGAAAUUAGUCGGGCAGAACACAAAUAUAUGAAUAUACCAACGCCGCACCCCCCAAUUAGCGCUCUAGUUACGCCCACUGAAAGUUUUGUAUUUUUAUUGUAACAUAUCCACAUUCUUUGUCGAGUGAUCAAGCAAAUUUUUAGGUUAAGAUUGCAUAAUUGAUUAUAUUGGUAAAAAUAUGAAUGCGCUCUGGCGAGUAUGUGGAAAAAUUAAUGGUGCACUACUACGUAUAUUUUUUUUGGGAAUAUGUUAGCAUAAUGUUAGAUAUAACAGAUUGUGUGCUGCAGAAAAUCACUAACAUAUUGAAAAAUUAAUUUCACUUUUGCUAUGCACAUGUAGAUACGUCAUGAAUUUAGCAGAAUUUUUGAGGACAAUGCUGCAACUAAAGAAAUGAAGGAUAAAUUGUUCUCUCUCCAAAGUGCGAUUGUGAAAUACUGCGAAAACGUUCAACGGAAGAACCCAUUCAUUAAAAAUGUAUUACAUGAUCUUCAACGGGCAAUUUCCCAGGAGCCAGAAAAGACUCAAGGUAUGUUUAUAUACGCUAUAUUGAUUAGCAAAUUGCUCAAGUAAAUUGUAACCGAGUCGAGAAAUUACAUUUAUAAAUUACAGAAUAAUCGGAAUGGAAUAAACUUCCCUGCAGGUGAUUUUGAUUCAUCGUGCAUGCAUGGCAUAGGUUGCAAAGCAACAAUGUUCUUAAUAUACCAUUGUAUACGGUAUACAUAUGUAUGACACUGACUUUCUGUUUUAUAGCAUAUGAAAAUACAUUUGCGUUGAUGGUUCUUCCUAAAUUACUAGAGAAAAAAACGGGAAAGCAAGAUUAUGAAUUAAUCAAAUUAUUGUCGGUUAGUAUACCGUUUUGCCUUUGGUGUAUAUGGUGUAUUGAGCUAGGGUCUGCAUGAUUACAGUCAUUACAGUGACGAGAAAACCUCACAAUCCAUGUCAUUUUUAUCGAUUCUUGGAUUACUGGUACCUGUUUACAUACUAACUGAAUGAACAAGUAGGUACGGUAUAAUAUAAGAGUCGUCAACGUCAUCCCUGCAUGUUCCAAAAACUGCGUGUUGUGUAAACUUACAGCAUUUUUAUUUGAAAAACUAACGCAUAUAAUUGUAUUCUCUUAACUAUACUAUAGGAAGAUGAUGAUUUUGAUGAGGAAGUUGGACAAACAAAAUUUCCUACCAUUAUAGGAGUAACAAGAGCGUCGUAA